Molecule: messenger RNA, 483 nt
Organism: Aureococcus anophagefferens
Lineage: Eukaryota; Pelagophyceae; Pelagomonadales; Pelagomonadaceae
Exons: 1
Biological process (GO): UDP-N-acetylglucosamine biosynthetic process
Molecular function (GO): UDP-N-acetylglucosamine diphosphorylase activity
Source: RefSeq, a predicted model, not a curated record
UGGGGUGCUUUAGGAUUGGCGGCUUUAAGGAGAGGAUCUGUCGCAGCAAUCGUGAUGGCAGGCGGUCAGGGAACACGCCUCGGUUUCGACGGGCCGAAGGGAUUAUUUGAUGUUGGACUGCCGUCUAAAAAGUGUCUUUUUCAUUUACUUGCCGAGCGGCUACUUAAGUUGAAGGCAUUCUGUGGAGUACAGCCACCACUUGUCGUGAUGGCCUCCUUGCUCAACAUCAAAGAGACCCAGCAAGCGUUCGAAGCUGCUAGGUACUAUGGUAUGGCGAAGUCGGAUGUUGUCUUUUUCCCCCAGGACACUCUACCGGCCUUUUCACCUGAUGGCAAGCUGUUUUUGCAAAGUGGCACGGAGCUCGCGCUCGCCCCGGAUGGAAAUGGUGGUAUAUACCACGCGUUAAGUCAGUCGGGCACCCUACAGCAACUCGAAGCUCGGGGUAUAAGCCACGUGCAUGUGAUUUCGGUAGACAAUGCGCUC